This is a messenger RNA of Nerophis lumbriciformis (worm pipefish), 300 nucleotides long. The record is from RefSeq and is a predicted model, not a curated record. Lineage: Eukaryota; Metazoa; Chordata; Actinopteri; Syngnathiformes; Syngnathidae.
AUGUCGUUGUCGGUCGCUGGGCGGGUGCUCGCCGCCGCCGCGUCGCAUUCGAGCCAUGAAGGAGGAGCAAGGACCUGGAAGAUCCUGACUUUCGUGCUGGCCUUGCCCGGCGUGGCCGUGUGCACGGCCAACGUCUACAUGAAGAUGCAGGGCCACUCCCACGAGCAGCCCGAAUUCGUGCCCUACGAACAUCUGCGUAUCCGCACCAAGAAAUUCCCGUGGGGAGACGGCAACCACUCGCUGUUUCACAACGCUCACACCAACCCUCUGCCCGACGGCUACGAGAGUUCCCACCACUGA